Molecule: messenger RNA, 255 nt
Organism: Naegleria gruberi
Lineage: Eukaryota; Heterolobosea; Eutetramitea; Acrasida; Naegleriidae
Exons: 1
Coding region: 1-255 (84 amino acids)
Biological process (GO): protein histidyl modification to diphthamide
Molecular function (GO): metal ion binding
Source: RefSeq, a predicted model, not a curated record
AUGGCCUACUAUGAUGAGAUUGAAAUUGAGGACAUGAUCUUCAAUGAGGAGGAAGGUUCCUACUAUUAUCCUUGUCCUUGUGGUGAUAUCUUUUCAAUCACAUUGCAAGAAUUGUAUAAUGGUGAUGAAAUUGCUCACUGUCCAAGUUGUUCACUUGUUAUUAGAGUAAUUUAUGAUCCCGAGGAUUUUAAACAAGAAGAGGAAGGUGCUGCCGAUGAUACUGAAGGUGCUGCGGAGGAAAUUGAAACACAAUAA